AUGGGGACAGAGAAUGAGACACAGAUUUCAGAAUUCCUUCUUCUGGGAAUUUCAGAGGACCCAGAACUGCAGCCUUUCCUCUUUGGGCUUUUCCUCUCCAUGUACCUGGUCACUGUGCUGGGGAACCUGCUCAUCAUCCUGGCCACCAUCUCAGACUCCCACCUGCACACACCCAUGUACUUCUUCCUCUCCAACCUGUCUUUUGUGGACAUCUGCUUCACCUCCACCACCAUCCCAAAGAUGCUGGUGAACAUCCAGACAAGGAGCAAGGUCAUAACAUAUGAGGGAUGCAUCCUACAGAUAUAUUUUUUCAUACUCUUUGGAGUUUUGGACAAUUUCCUUCUGACUGUGAUGGCUUAUGAUCGCUUCGUAGCUAUCUGUCACCCUCUGCACUACACAGUCAUCAUGAAUCGUCGACUCUGUGUGUUGCUGGUGCUGGCAUCCUGGAUCACCAGUGCCCUGAAUUCCAUGUUGCAAAGCUUAAUGGUGUUGCGGCUGUCCUUCUGCACAGACAUGGAAAUCCCCCACUUUUUCUGUGAACUUAAUCAGGUGGUCCUUCUGGCCUGUUCUGACACUUUUCCGAAUGACAUGGUAAUGUAUUUUGCAGCAGGAUUGCUGUUUUGUGGUCCCCUGGCUGGCAUCCUUUACUCCUACUCCAAGAUAGUGUCCUCCAUCCGUGCAAUCUCUUCAGCUCAGGGCAAGUACAAAGCCUUCUCCACCUGUGCAUCUCACCUCUCUGUGGUCUCCUUAUUCUAUUGCACUUGCCUAGGGGUGUACUUCAGUUCAUCUGCUACACACAACUCACACUCCAGUGCCACAGCCUCAGUGAUGUACUCCGUGGUGACCCCCAUGCUGAACCCCUUCAUCUACAGUCUGAGGAAUAAGGACAUCAUGGGAGCUCUGAGAAGACCCUUCAGUCGGAAGCUCUAG
Sciurus carolinensis (gray squirrel) is the source of this 930-nucleotide messenger RNA. Its product is annotated as olfactory receptor 19-like. Bases 1 to 930 code for a protein of 309 amino acids. Gene Ontology annotation, molecular function: olfactory receptor activity; G protein-coupled receptor activity. The transcript has a single exon. The record is from RefSeq and is a predicted model, not a curated record. Gene Ontology annotation, biological process: G protein-coupled receptor signaling pathway. Gene Ontology annotation, cellular component: membrane. NCBI's taxonomy places the organism in Eukaryota, Metazoa, Chordata, Mammalia, Rodentia, Sciuridae.